AUGGAUAAGCUAACACCGUCGCAAUGGAAAGUAGUAAACAAGCCGUAUGAACCAGCAUCUACGUUAAAAGUCACUGCGGGCCCAGGCUCAGGAAAAACACUAACGUUACUAUAUAAAGUAUUACAUUUAGUCACUGUGGAGAAUAUUAAGCCCGACGAAAUACUGAUAUUUUCGCUAACAAACAAAGCAGUCGAUAAUAUCAUAGAGAAUUUGUUAUCCGUGUUUGAAUACUCACAUACAAGCAGGGAAAUAGUGAGUCAGAUUGGAUGUUAUACCAUCCAUGGAUUAGCAAAUAGAAUCGUUGUGGAGAAUGAAGGAAUGGUAAACAUCAUAGAGGAAAUAGGCUGGAGGGGACUGAUGAAGUUGUUGCCGCCGUCCAAGAGAACUCCGCACUAUUUUAAAUCGUAUAAAGAACUAGAAAAGGUUAUCAAGGAUUACAAGCUAAAUGGCAAUAGGAGCAGCAAUAUUGUGGCAAGGGAUGCUAACUCCGUUAUUGAGAAAUUGGUUGAAUUAAUGGAUAACUGUAAAGUGAUGACUAAUGAUGAUUUGAUUAUUCGUGCAAAAAAAUAUCUAGAGCUCGAUUGUUCUCAUGCAGAUGCCUCAUCCUCUUUCACUCAGGAUCUCCAAAAAAAAUAUAAGGUUGUUCUUAUCGAUGAAUUUCAGGAUCUUUAUCCAAGCUUAUCACCUUUGAUUACCACAAUUUGCAAAGGGAAACAGCUUAUCAUGUUUGGAGAUACGAAUCAAAGUAUUUACGAGUUCUUGGGAUGUAACAGGCAGAUCAUGUUGCAACUAGACAAUCUACAUCCAAGAUUCUCUACCACUACUUUGAAGCUGUUUGAUAAUUUUAGAUCUACUCCUGAAAUCAUCUCUUUAGCGUCAAAAGUUAUUAAUCUUCCGCCAACAGAGAAACCGGUCCUUGAUGAUACUGACGAAACACCACCAGAACUGGUUCGCAAGCUACCAUGUGGUGUUUCACCUCAAUUAGUGUCAUUUGAUGACUUAGUUGCAGAAUCUGAAUUUAUAAUUGAUAAAAUUACUCAAUUAGUUUGCUCCUCGGCAAAAUUUUCAGAUAUUGCUAUUUUAUCAAGAACAAAUUCACAUUUGACAAAAUUAGCCAGUGUCUUGAAGAAAUACGGUAUUCCUUUUCAAAAAUUGAAGAGUCAGCCCGAUUGGAUGGACGACCUACGAAUCCAGUUUCUCUUAGAUAUCUUGAAAGUGUGUUCUCUAGCGUCCGACGAGAAGCAUAGCCACGGGUUCAACACGAGUGACAAAUGGCAAAGUGAUUUCAGCCUACUAGUCACAAUGAGUGCUAUCAAGGGGGUUGGUGAUGCUUCAAUACAAGCUUUAUAUAAGGCUUGCGGCUUGAAGAAUCUAUCGAUUUGGAAAUACAUAACCAUGGUUCCCAAUUUCGAAUGGCCACUGGGUUUCUCCAUUAAGAAGAAAAUUGAAAAUUAUACAUCUAAUUUAUACGAAAUGAUCGAAAGUGACCAAAUUCACCAAUUGGAGGAUCCUUUGGAACUUAUAGAAAAGAUUUCUGAAAUAAUAAAUAACUUGAACCUAAAUCCCAUGUAUUUCCAAUCAAUGAGCGACUCCCAGUCAUCAUCAGAAUUUAAAUCACAUUUGCAAGAAAUGGCUCAAGUGAUGAAAGUGUCAAAGUUGAAUAAACCACCAAGUAUUUCCUUUGUUAAAUGGUUUUUAGAGACAUAUUUCGAUCAAACAAUGACUUUCCAUCAAGCUAAACAGACAUUGCAAACCGCCGGCCCGGGAACUAUAAAGCUAUCAACGAUUCAUUCUGCCAAAGGGUUAGAGUUUCCUAUAGUAUUUCUGACAAAUGGGAGCGUGUCCAAUUUCCCCAUGGACACAAAUUCCCUUUACGUCGGUAUGACUAGGGCAAGAAAUUUGUUGUAUAUGUGCAACAUGAAGCAUCAGAGUCUAGUCACUAAACCACCGUCUUAUUCAAAAUCUAUAAUGUCUAACGAAUUCUUUUGGGACUACUACAGGAGGGACUUGAAUCGAUCUGCCUCAGGCGCUAAGAUGACGCACGAUUACAGUAUACGUCGAUACAAUCAAUUGCGCACAAACUUUGGAUUUUAUAGAGCAUAUUCUUCAAUAAACAGAUGUAAAAGCGUCUUCAGACGUAUAUAA
This is a messenger RNA of Saccharomyces kudriavzevii IFO 1802, 2145 nucleotides long. It is a transcript of the gene HMI1, whose product is annotated as ATP-dependent 3'-5' DNA helicase. Gene Ontology annotation, molecular function: DNA binding; ATP binding; hydrolase activity. The record is from RefSeq and is a predicted model, not a curated record. NCBI's taxonomy places the organism in Eukaryota, Fungi, Ascomycota, Saccharomycetes, Saccharomycetales, Saccharomycetaceae. The transcript has a single exon. Gene Ontology annotation, biological process: recombinational repair. Bases 1 to 2145 code for a protein of 714 amino acids. Gene Ontology annotation, cellular component: nucleus.